Molecule: messenger RNA, 420 nt
Organism: Eurypyga helias (sunbittern)
Lineage: Eukaryota; Metazoa; Chordata; Aves; Eurypygiformes; Eurypygidae
Gene: CCDC126
Product: coiled-coil domain containing 126
Exons: 2
Coding region: 1-420 (139 amino acids)
Source: RefSeq, a predicted model, not a curated record
AUGUUUCUUACACUUUCACGAAAAAAUAUGUCCCAGAAACUGAGUAUGUUUUUGCUAGUUUUUGGAAUCAUUUGGGGUUUGAUGUUGCUGCGCUACACCUUCCAGUAUCCAAGACGCCAAAGCAGUGCUGAGUUGCGUGGACAGAUACUAGAUCUAAGUAAAAGAUACGUCAAAGCACUGGCAGAAGAAAAUAAAAAUUUAAUGAAUGGUGGCGGUGGAGCCUCCAUGGCAGGAUAUGCUGAUCUGAAGAGAACAAUUGCUGUUCUUCUGGAUGACAUCUUACAGCGCCUUGUGAAACUGGAAAACAAAGUUGAUUACAUCGUUGUGAACGGCUCGGCAACAAAUACCACUAAUGGAACUAGCAAUCAGGUGUCAGUAACCUCAAAUAAACGUGUAAAACCAGCAAGCAACAUUAGAUAG